GAUUGCCUACAGUGUUUUACGGCUAUAGUUUUCUGUCGUGAAAAAUGAGUUUCUUUAGCUCUCUUGUGGCUAAUGUAACCAGUGGAGUUGCAAAUUUGGGAUUAAGCUCGCGUCGAUUCUCCCUUUCACGUCAAGAUUCUGGUGAGACAAAUGUUCAGGAUGCAAACACGAAAACUUUAACCACUCCAUCAAUAACCAUCAAUUCGAGCAGCAAUUUGUCAACACAGCAUGGAUUUCCCAAAGUGGUUCCGUCACCGUCAGCAUCUGCACCAUUGUCUGGAUCAUUAAGACGUGCUUCAUCAAGGGGCAUGGAAAGUAUGAUUCCACCUAGACAAGGAUCAUUUCGGCAAAGCCGCUCUCCUGUUCAACAAGCACCAUUAGAUAGACCCCCUCUGGCAUUCUGUAAGCGAAGACUAUCAUGGCCUGAAAUAAAUGCGUCAUCAACAUCCGGUGUCCAAGAAAGCGACGGAUCAUUUUUUGAAAGCUUUACAGCACUGUCAUGGAAACGUGAAAAUCGAAGAAUGUCAUCCAUUCGUGCAGCAGAAACACGUGCUGAAGCAAUGCCAGUGGAUGAGAAAGAAACAAUUAAAGAGGACGAGAUUGAAACGGUUAAUGAACGAGAGCAAUUGUAUAUGGAUGUACUGUAUACUAUCACAAAUUCUGUGGGAUGCCAACAGCCAGGUGGACAGUUUGCUCAUUAUAAAGAUGAAAUGUUCAUCACGGCACAACGUGCGUUUGGUAUUUCGCCUGAUCGUCAUUACCGUUUGCUACAUGCUGCUUCUGAAGAAAAACCAAAGAUUAUUGUUUUAUCAGUGAUUGUUCAGGAAGCUGAGGGUCUUGAAGCGAAAGAUGCAAACGGCUUUAGUGAUCCUUACUGUAUGUUGGGAAUUAUGCCGAUAGGCUGUCAACAACCGCCGUUAUCGCCACAACCACCACUUACACCUCGUGUUUUACCCGACACAGGAAUGGACAGCUUAAGCCUUGAUUCACCCGAUAACAAAUUACGCAAACACAGUAGCUUCCGUUUAAGCUUUAAACGAAAGAGCCAACAUCGAGAUUCAAUGGGGCCAAUGCCAGCUAAAAUUAUAAAAGCAACGUCCGUUAAGCCACAUACGUUGUGCCCGAAGUGGAACGAAAAAUUUAAAUUUGAUGUUGAUGACAUUAACAAUGAACAGUUGCAUCUUGAUAUAUGGGAUCAUGAUGAUGAAAGUUGUGUAAUGGAUGCUGUUUCACGGUUAAAUGAAGUUAGAGGUGUACGAGGACUUGGAAGGUUUUUCAAACAAGUAUGCCAGUCAGCUCGGCAAGGAUCUCAAGAUGAUUUUUUGGGUAGCAUCAACAUUCCGAUUUCAGAAAUUCCAUCGACAGGAUUAGAAGGUUGGUUUAAGCUUGAAGGAAGAAGUCAUCGAAGCAACGUUCAAGGAAGAAUAAGACUCAAACUGUGGCUUUCGACAAGAGACGAUCAUGGUCAAUCAGAAGACGAUAUUCUCAUAGAAAUUCGUAAACUUGAACGUCUUUAUAUUGUAUUCAUGUCUCAUGAAAUUUCAACACACGAACCAAGUUGGAGUUGGGGUGGUGACAUACAAGGAUGUGCAUUGACAAUUCUCCAUCAGAUGUCAGUACAAGCUGACUUAUCAGAACUUCAAAUAGCAAUGUCACGAUUCGUUGCUGCAAUAACUCUCAACAAUAGAACACCAAUAGAUCCCAAGUUUAUCCAUAGAUUAAUGAUUGAAAUGGAUCGAUUUUGGGUACAAGCAUCAGUUGAACCAUUAGGUCAUGAAUUGGAGCAGUGGCUUGCGAAAUCAAUGACAAGGUUUGUUGAAGUAUCGUUGAAUCAAAUGCGUAGACAUCGUGAUAUAUUCCCAGCCCUUCAUCCUCCCUCGCUAGUUAGGUUAGAGUUUCUCUUAAGAUGUUUAGGCUUACUUGGAUCAAUGCGUGCUUUUCGUCAAGUUUGUCCCUUCAACAAAGGUGUUCGUGGUGAAAUCGUCACAUAUUUAAGAAAAGGUUCAGUUCUUUGGGCACAAAAUCAACUUCGUGAAUCUCAUCGAACGGAGAAUCCACUCGUUCAAUUCACAUCAACACUUCUUGCUGAUUUGCAAACUGGAUUAACUUAUUAUCAUCCCAUCUUUGAUAACACGAAUGGAGUUCAAUACUUUAGUAUUGUAUAUAAACAGUUCGACCAAAUGUUGGCAGAGGAAGUUUCAUUACGAAUGGAAAGCGGACAAAUUCCUGGGGCACCAUCCAAUCAAUAUGCGAUUCUUGAGGGUCGUGAACCUAUCGAUACACAACCUUUUGAACUUUACUUUGUUCUACAAGAAUUUUCUUAUCUAAGACAGCAUCUUUCAGUCACACCACAACCUCCUGAAAAACCAUUGGGAAUGCAAAAUUACCAUUUGUGGUUUGAUUCAAUCAUACAAUUAUGGAUUGCUGUAAGUAAAAACAAAGCUCUAAGUAGAGUUCGAACUGCUAUCACAAUGGAUGAAAUAUGUGAAGGGGAGAAAAUUGUCCGUCAUAGUACAUCAGCAGUUGACGCAGCAAGUUGUAUUUAUCAAAUAAAAGAGUUUUGGCGGUUACUAGCGUGGCCUGAUAACAACACGGGUGUUCAUUAUGAAGCUCAAUUAAUUGACUCAGCUGGUUCAGCUGCGCUCCAUUAUAGUGACUUAGUGCAACAAAGUCUCAUAGAUAGCGGCUAUUAUGAACAGCAGGGACCAUUUAAAAUAUCCGAUGAACUUUGCGUGUCGGUGAAUAAUUUAGAGUAUGUAAGGCGAGCAUUAUCGGAGUUUCGUUCGAACGAUCAGAAUCUAAAUCUGCAAAACAUUCGACUAAACAAUGAAAAUAUGUUGGAAAAUACGCUUGUGCAACUUGAAAGAACAACUGAAAGGAUUAUGAAUAAGAUAAGCCAAACAAUGCAGGCACCAUUGCAGAAAUCUGUUUUUCACUUGGCUUGGUCACCAGAUUCCCUCCCUGCAACUCAGGCUAUUGUUCCACUAUUGGAAUAUCUCGAUUUACAUCUUUCGGCUCUGAAUAGUGCCCUUUUGACCAAAAAUUUUCAUAGAGCGUUGCACAUCAUCUGGCUAUUAAUAUUGAAGGAACUUUCCGAUCAAAUGGACUCUGCUGGUGAAAAGCCUGCAAAUUUUCAUGACCGUUUGUAUGAAGCACUUCUAAUGUUAGUUGAAUUUAUUCAUGCUGAAGGUCUUGGCUUAACACAUGAUGCUAUAAAGAGCGACGAUUAUUGGCGUGUUGAGCAGCGUUUGCAAUAUCACAAAACUGAUACUGAACGCUUGAUUGACAUGUUUUACGUUCAACGACUCCAUGAACAGAUCCAAUUACAAAAUUCAAACGUCCCAGCUCAAUUUGGAAUAUUGUCAGUGCGAGCGUAUUUCAAUCACGAUUCAUUGUGUGUUGAAGUAUUGAGACCAGCCAAUGUAAUCCCAUUAGAUCCUAAUGGCUUUAGUGAUCCUUUUGUGAUUGUUGAACUUCUGCCUCGUCGUAUAUUUUCUCAUUGCAAUGAGCAACAAACCCACGUUCAUAAGAAAACUUUGAAUCCAGUGUUUGAUGAAUGUUUUGAAUUUGGAACGAUAACAUUGGAGCAAUGCACACAUGAAUUUGCAAUGAUUGGAUUUACUGUAAUGGACCAUGAUGUUAUUACGGCAAAUGAUUUUGCUGGUGAAGCUUUUCUUUCGUUAAACAAUAUUCCAGGAGUAGCUGAUAUUAAUUUGGGUGUUGACAACUUCCAUGGAUUAAAACCUAUAGAUUUAGUUUUAAUGCAGCAGAGAGAUAAACAUCAUCCGAUUCUGCAAAUACUCGAAACUCGCAUCCUCGAUAAACAAGCUUUGGAUUUUGUUCGAAAGCAAAAAGCUCGUGUUACGUCUUAAAUAAAAUAAAGGAGAAGAAUUAUUGUGACACAUAUAAAUAAAUUAAAAAUAUGUAGAUGUUUUGAAAAAAAAAAUUCAAAAAUUUUAGACUUAAUAUAUUUAUGCAUCAUCAUUAAAUUUACUAUAAUUAAAGAUUAUAAGUCAGUAUUCUUGUAUUCAAUAUUACAAUCUCUUUUAAUGAGGUAAAAGAAAAAAGUAAUUACCUAAGUGAAAGUUUUUGAUGAUGUAUUUAUUCCACGACAUAAAACUGUCGCCUCACUGAACCGAAAUCAAUUAUGAACUAAAACAAAUUUAAAAAACACAUAUUUAUUGUGCUUAUACAUAUAUUCAUGGAGAAAAACCAACAAAAAAAAUCGUCAAUCAAAAUAUUCUUAAACUA
This is a messenger RNA of Clunio marinus, 4251 nucleotides long. The record is from the annotation of a GenBank genome assembly. NCBI's taxonomy places the organism in Eukaryota, Metazoa, Arthropoda, Insecta, Diptera, Chironomidae.